Messenger RNA from Ornithodoros turicata, 4126 nucleotides. Its product is annotated as neprilysin-1-like. Gene Ontology annotation, molecular function: metalloendopeptidase activity. Gene Ontology annotation, cellular component: plasma membrane. Bases 86 to 3724 code for a protein of 1212 amino acids. The record is from RefSeq and is a predicted model, not a curated record. The transcript has 15 exons. Gene Ontology annotation, biological process: protein processing. Lineage: Eukaryota; Metazoa; Arthropoda; Arachnida; Ixodida; Argasidae.
GUCGCGCUAGUAACGGUCUGGCACCGCCACAGUCCAAAGGGGAAGAAUCCAUGAAAGUUAACUCUCCUGAAACACCUGGCGCACAAUGGAAGAGACUACUUCUACGCCGCCCAAGAAAAAGCCUAAAUCAAAAACCAAGGACAGGACUUCCGAUACUGAGGUCCCGCGCGAAAAGUCAAAAUCAAAGGCAUCAUUGAAGGACAAGACAUCGGAAUCUGCGGAUCUGCCGCCUCAGGGAAAGCGCUCUAAGUCAAAGUCCAAGGAGCGGGUGACCGCAUCAGGUGCUAGUGAUCUUGAUGAAAAGCCGAAAUCGAAAACGAAGUCCAAGGCUCCCGAUUCGGCGCCUUCACAAGGAAAGUCAAAGUCAAAGACAUCAUUGAAGGAAACGACAGCAGUGCUAGCAGGUCUGCCAACUGAAGAAAAGCCGAAGUCGAAGCAAAAGGCAAAGUCGUCUGAAUCAGCGGCUUCGCACGACAAGAAAUCUAAGCAAAAGACUAUCGAGACAGCAGAGUCUGCAGAAUCCCCGCCCGUUGAAAAGCCAAAGAAAAAGAAGACAACCGACCCUGCUCCAUCGCAUCGCGAUGAAAAGGAAUCGAAAUCAAAGAAGAAGUUGGAACGUGAGGAACAGCGUACGAAACCAAAGCACAAGGUGGCGGCAGCAGCACCGGUGGCUGCGGCUGCUGUUGAAAAGCCUUCGGACGUAACAACUCAGGAAACAACUGCGGUGGUGUCUACAGCAAAGACAUCGGAAGUCACUACGGCGGCCAGUGACGUACCCCCGGUUCCCAAGAAAAAGGGUUCCAAAAUGAGGAGCGAAAGAGUUGGAGAGAGCGUUCCCAUGCCUCUGGAAGUGAAUAAGGAGCCAUCGAGCAAAGGAUGGUCGCCUGUGGUGCACGGUGUGAUAGGAGCAGCCUUGCUUGUCAUUUUAGUCCUGGCCAUGAUUGGGUUGUACUGGGUCAUCAAGCAAAACAUCCACGGUACAAAACCAGGUGCCACAGAAUCUGUUCCAGGCCCCGGCAUUAUGACCCCGCCAGGCGAAACCACAGGCGAUCGAUCAACAAGAAAACCAAUCACCACCGCUCCAGCUCCCCCUUCUCCGCCACCUCCUCCUCCCCCUUUCCCACCCCCAUUCCCUCCACCACCUCCCCCGCUGCCUCCUCCACUGCCUCCUCCGCCACCACCCCCGCCUCCACCUCCGCCUCCACCACCCCCGCCUCCACCUCCGCCUCCACCGCCUCCGCCUCCUCCUCCGCCUCCUCCUCCGCCUCCUCCACUGCCUCCGCCACCACCCCCGCCUCCACCUCCGCCUCCGCCUCCGCCACCACCCCCGCCUCCACCUCCGCCACCACCCCCGCCUCCACCUCCACCUCCGCCACCACCCCCGCCUCCACCUCCACCUCCACCUCUGCCACCACCCCCGCCUCCACCUCCGCCUCCUCCUCCACCGCCUCCUCCUCCACCGCCUCCACCGCCACCGCCUCCACCUCCGCCACCGCCUCCACCGCCUCCACCUCCUCCGCCUCCUCCUCCACCGCCUCCUCCACCGCCUCCUCCGCCUCCUCCUCCACCGCCCCCUCCGCCUCCUCCUCCACCGCCCCCUCCGCCUCCUCCUCCGCCACCACCUCCACCACCUCCGCCUCCACCACCUCCACCUCCGCUGCCUCCACCGCCUCCUCGGCCUCAGCCUCCACCGCCUCCUCCUCCUCCUCCACCUCUACCGCCUCCUCCUCCGCCUCCACUCCCUCCCCCUCCUCCGCCUCCACUCCCUCCCCCUCCGAGGCCGACGGGCCCAACAACCCCACCUAGACCCACUGUGAAGUGGGACACAGAGAUCGAGCUCUGCAACUCGAACGACUGUAGGGAGGUCAAAAUGCUUAUGGACAAUUCCUUGGACAAGAGACUAGAACCCUGCCAGGACUUCUAUGCCUUUGUUUGUAGCGAAGCUGAAAGAAAUUUUGCUACUAUGUAUGACACAGUGCAAGGUGGGACACUGAAGGUACUCGAACACAAUAUUUCUUCCGACAUCAGAAGAGAACUUUGGAGUCCCGUACCUCUUCAGGGCCAAACCGUGUUCCAGAAAAGUGUGGCAUUUUUCCAACACUGUCGCGAUGUGGAGAAAGCGAUGGAUAGCAACUUCGAUGGCAUGAGAUACUUCCUAGAACAACAUGGUAUCACUUUCGAAGAGCGUACGAUGUUGUUCGACCCCUUGGACAUGACAGUUAGAUUCGCCUUCGAGUUCGAUAUUCCUAUUUGGUUCAACUUUACUGCGGAACGGGUCGGUACCGGAUAUGACAUCGUCGUCGAGGAGCAGUCCGGAAUUUCGCGGGAAAAAUUUACAUUGAAUAGCAGGGGGACUAACCUUGAUAAAGUGCAGUAUGGACACAACAUGCUGAAAAAUAUAUUUGCCCGACCCUUCGAUUCAAUCUACAUCUAUGAAGUGAUAAAAGGCGUGGAAUUUGUAUACGAGACAGUGAGGAACAAGCGACUCGGAGCAUUGAAACGGAUUCCUCUCUCGACACUUCUGGACGAUGACAUUAACUCUGGCCUGACACACCAAUGGACUACAAUCCUUUCUCACUACAGUAAUCAACAUCUUCCAGGUAAUGCCUACGUAAAGAUUCGUGAACGCGCUCGCAACACCUUUCGAUUAGUGUUCGCUGUAGCGAACAAUACGAACGCCAUGAGGAGCUACAUCGCUUGGAGAACUGCCGAUACACUUUUUCAAACUGGUGCCCAAGUGGUGGAGAAGGAUACAGCGAAAGACAUCGAAGAUCAUUGUCUGGCCUUGGUGCAGUCGAUGCUGCCUCAUACAAUAGGUCCUUCUGUGCUUUUCAAGACAGUAAACCAGCAGAGAGUAAAUGCUGUGAAGAAUAUGCUACACGAGAUCGUUGCUGCCAUCGACGAUUCCUUCACGCGGUUUACGUUUCUUAACAACUCACGGGAUACUGCCAGACGUAAGCUGGCUCUGAUGAAGAUGAAUAUUGGAUACAAUUCAAAGUUCGAUACACCCGAUAAAGUUAGAGACUACUACCGCAAUCUUCCAGACUUGAGGGGGUCUUUCAUUGAUGAUUUCACCAAAGCAAAACGAUUCCAGUCCAUGACUUACUGGGAUCACAUUUUCCGCAACGAUGUCGACUUUAUUAACAACCUUUACACCGCCCAGAUUCCAGUGUUCGAAGCCAAUGCGCAAUAUACUGUAAGGAUGAACCUGCUGACUAUACCACCUGCCAUGAUGUACAGCCCGCUCUUUGCACUUGGAGGACCUACUGACGUGAACUACGGUGCUCUGGGACGUCUUAUGGCUCAUUACAUAAUGCAUGGCUUCGGCCUGUACGGGCUUGGAUUCGAUGGCACAGGAGCCCCGUCGUCGUGGUUCCCCGGAGAAAAUGUGAUAAGCUAUGAGGCUAUGAUGUCCUGCAUAGAACGUAUUGCAUUGACCGCACCUGGUAAUAGGUAUUCAGUAACGAGCAGCCAUGAAAAAUUCGGGGACGUCCUAGGAAGUGUUUCUCUCCUGAAUGCUUACAAGAAAGCUAAGGGUUCGAGUGCUAAGAUGUUUUAUGUGUCCUGGUGCCUCCUCUGGUGCGGCAGGCGGGCGUCGCCUGGUAUUGCGUCGGACGAUCUUCGGUGCAAUCUGCCUUUGAUGAAUUCUGACCAUUUCAGGGACACGUUCUUGUGUCCCUAUAAUUCACCGAUGAAUCCGGCACAGAAGUGUGAGUUCUGGUAGGAGCACUCGUCAGGAAAUAUAGAUGAAUCAUAAGCAUGUUUGUUCUCACUUUUUUGUUUUGCCUGGUUUAGUUCAGAAUGGGUAACGUGGUAAAAGAACAUCGUACGUGGAAAACAUUACUGUACUACUGUCGGAGACAACAGUAUGAGAUGCGUGCAACGUAUUUCUGGAAGGAAGAUUAACGGCAAGGGUUUCUUAAUAUUUGUGUGCACUGUACGACGUGGCGAAAAAACUGACGUGUUAAAAAAAUAACGCACGUGAACAGAGUUGCAUGUAGAUGGCCCUUCAAGCUGCUAUCUGUAGGACACGUGACCUCUCCCUUGCCUCGCAGGAUGACUCCACAGGGUCACUUUCGUACUUUCAUUGUACGCGCAGCGUUAGAAAAAGUAAACCGUUUAGGGU